CAGGCGGAGGGGAGGUGCGAGGCGGGCGCCGCCCCCGGCCCCUCCCCAACCCUCCCCACGCUGCUCUCCGACCGCGGGCGGCCCAGGGGCGGGCGCGCCGCUGCAUCCCCAUCCUCGUCGCCGCCCGGCAUAGCGCGAGCGGGCGAGCGGGCGGCCGGAGCGCGGCAGGCGGAGCGCCGAGGCCCCGCCAUGGCCACCACCAGCACCACGGGCUCCACCCUGCUGCAGCCCCUGAGCAACGCGGUGCAGCUGCCCAUCGACCAGGUCAACUUUGUAGUGUGCCAACUCUUUGCCUUGCUAGCAGCCAUUUGGUUUCGAACUUAUCUACAUUCAAGCAAAACUAGCUCUUUUAUAAGACAUGUAGUUGCUACCCUUUUGGGCCUUUAUCUUGCACUUUUUUGCUUUGGAUGGUAUGCCUUACAUUUUCUUGUACAAAGUGGAGUUUCCUACUGUAUCAUGAUUAUAAUAGGAGUGGAGAACAUGCACAAAUACUGUUUUGUGUUCGCUUUGGGAUACCUCACAGUGUGCCAAAUUACUAGAGUCUAUAUCUUUGAUUAUGGACAAUAUUCUGCUGAUUUUUCAGGCCCAAUGAUGAUCAUUACCCAGAAGAUCACUAGUUUGGCCUAUGAAAUUCAUGAUGGGAUGUUUCGAAAGGAUGAGGAACUGACUCCAUCCCAGAGAGGUUUGGCUGUAAGGCGCAUGCCCAGCCUACUGGAGUAUUUAAGUUACAACUGUAACUUCAUGGGUAUCCUAGCCGGCCCACUCUGCUCUUACAAAGACUACAUUACUUUCAUUGAAGGCAGAUCAUACCACAUGAUACAUUCAGGUGAAAAGGGGAAGGAAGAAAUACAAAGCAAAAGAACAGAGCCAUCUCCAAAUAUUGCAGUUAUUCAGAAGCUCUUAGUCUGUGGACUUUCCUUAUUGUUCCACUUGACUAUCUCCAAAACAUUGCCUGUGGAGUACAACAUUGAUGAGCAUUUUCAGACUAUAGCUUCAUGGCCAGCAAAGGUGACCUAUCUGUAUGUCUCUCUGUUGGCUGCCAGACCCAAAUACUAUUUUGCAUGGACAUUAGCUGAUGCUAUUAAUAAUGCUGCAGGCUUUGGUUUCAGAGGAUAUGACAAAAAUGGAGCAGCUCGUUGGGACUUAAUUUCCAAUUUGAGAAUUCAGCAAAUAGAGAUGUCAACAAGUUUUAAGAUGUUUCUUGAUAAUUGGAAUAUUCAGACUGCUCUUUGGCUCAAAAGGGUGUGUUAUGAACGAGCCUCCUUCAGUCCAACGGUCCGGACAUUCGUCCUCUCUGCCAUCUGGCAUGGGGUGUACCCAGGAUAUUAUUUGACAUUUCUAACAGGGGUGUUAAUGACAUUAGCAGCACGAGCUAUGAGAAAGAACUUUAGACAUUACUUCAUUGAACCUCCCCAACUUAAAUUAUUUUAUGAUGUUGUAACGUGGAUAGUAACUCAAAUAGCAAUAAGUUACACAGUUGUGCCAUUUGUACUUCUUUCUAUAAAACCAUCCUUCAUGUUUUACAGCUCCUGGUAUUACUGCCUCCACAUUGUUGCUCUCUUAGUAUUAUUAUUUUUGCCAGUGGAAAAAACUCAAAGAGGAAAGAAGACUCAUGAAAAUGUUCAGCUGUCACAACCCAGAAAGUUUGAAAGGGAAAAUUCUUUGGGACUUCAGAACAAUUUUUCCACGACAAACAAUGUUUGCAGUCUGAAUCAGGAAGUAGCCUCCAGACAUUCCUUACUAAAGCAGUGAUGGGGGAGGGCUCUGAUAGCCGUUUCUUUGUAUAUUCACAGAAACCAAUCUUAGCACCUUUUCAAGAGGUUUGGUUUGUUUGGAAAAGCUUCACUGGGGGGAAAUGGGACUGUUAUAGGUGGGGAAUCUCCUGCAUACCAGACUGGAAAUGGAGUGAAAUAACCCCUCCCAUGACAUGUCCCUGUGGGCCAUGCCUUACAUAAAAAAUGUUUCCGUAUUUCAGUGGCACUCACAAGCUCAGCGUAUGUCAGAGGGUCACUUUGUGCCCUUGUGCUGAAUGUACGUUGCGCAUCCCAAGGCACUGAAGAGGUGGAAAAAUAAUCGUGUCAAUCUGAAUGAUUGAGAGAAAUUAACUUUUCCAAAUGAAUGUUUUGCCUUAAGCCCUCUAUUUCCUAAAAUAUUGUUCUAAGUAUUUUCAAGUGUAAUAUUGUGAGAACACUAUUGCAGUAGUUGAUAUUGUGUGCUGUAAAGGAAUUUAGGAAGAAUUUGAAACAGGAUAUUUAAGAAUGUGGAUACUUUAACAAUGCAAUAAACAUCUCAGUAUUUGAAGGGU
Messenger RNA from Nycticebus coucang (slow loris), 2305 nucleotides. RefSeq names its product membrane bound O-acyltransferase domain containing 2 (gene MBOAT2). The record is from RefSeq and is a predicted model, not a curated record. Gene Ontology annotation, biological process: lipid modification. Gene Ontology annotation, molecular function: acyltransferase activity. The transcript has 13 exons. Gene Ontology annotation, cellular component: membrane. Bases 190 to 1752 code for a protein of 520 amino acids. NCBI's taxonomy places the organism in Eukaryota, Metazoa, Chordata, Mammalia, Primates, Lorisidae.